Molecule: messenger RNA, 1101 nt
Organism: Centrocercus urophasianus (Greater sage-grouse)
Lineage: Eukaryota; Metazoa; Chordata; Aves; Galliformes; Phasianidae
Product: urotensin-2 receptor-like
Exons: 2
Biological process (GO): regulation of blood pressure; blood vessel diameter maintenance; neuropeptide signaling pathway
Cellular component (GO): membrane
Molecular function (GO): urotensin II receptor activity
Source: RefSeq, a predicted model, not a curated record
CCCGAGGGCGGCCCUCUGCUCAUCCCGUCGGACUUCGGGACGGUGCUGUCGGUGAUGUACGUGGCCGGGGUGGCGGGCAACGUGUACACGCUGGUGGUGAUGUGCCACUCGGCGCGCUGCGCCGCCCCCAUGUACAGCUCCAUCGUCAGCCUGGCCCUGGCCGACCUGCUCUACCUCUCCACCAUCCCCUUCAUCGUCUGCACCUACCUGGCCCAGGACUGGUACUUUGGAGACCUGGGGUGCCGCAUCCUGCUCAGCCUGGACCUGCUCACCAUGCACGCCAGCAUCUUCACCCUCACCUUGAUGUGCACCGAGCGUUACCUGGCCGUCACGCGGCCCCUGGACACCCUGAAGCGCUCACGCGGAUACAGGAAGGUGACGGCGGGCGCCGUCUGGUCCGUGUCGCUGCUCCUCACUCUGCCCAUGAUGCUGAUGGUCACCCUGACCGAGGGGAGCAAGGCGGAGGGCAAGGUGAAGAGGAUGUGCGCGCCCACCUGGAGCAUGGACGCCUACCGGACCUACCUGACGGUGCUGUUCAGCACCAGCAUCAUGGCCCCCGGCAUCAUCAUCGGCUUCCUCUACACGCGCCUGGCCAGGACCUACCUGGAGUCCCAGCGGAACCCACCCCACAAGGAGAAGAGCAAGAGGUCCCCGCGGCAGAAGGUCCUCAUCAUGAUUUUCAGCAUCGUGCUGGUCUUCUGGGCCUGCUUCCUGCCUUUUUGGAUCUGGCAGCUGGUGCGACUCUACAGCAGCCCCCUGCAGCUCACCACCCAAACCCAAAAGUGCAUUAACUACCUGGUGACCUGCCUGACCUACAGCAACAGCUGCAUCAACCCCUUCCUCUACACCCUGCUCACCAAAAACUACCGGGAGUACCUGCGCAACCGGCACCGCAACUUCUACAGGUUCACCUCCUCCUUUCGCAAGAGGGGCUCCAACCUGCAGUGCUCCUGGGGACGCUCCAUGUCCUCCAGCAACCAAUACGACUACAGCUCGGAGGCCCUGGGCAUGGCCACGCUGAAGGACAAGUGAGGAAGAGGAGGCUCUCAGCAGACAUCAGGACCAGAAGAGCGUCUGGCCGAGCUCUCACCUUACCGGGGU